ACUUCCUUUUUUUUUCUUUUUUCUUUUAUGUCUAUUCUUUUUUUUUUUUGGGUGGUAAAUCCCUGCCUUUUUUUAGGGCAUGUUACUGCGUCUUUUUGCUUCAGAAUAAAGGUGUAAUUUAUUUUUAAAAGAUUGUUCAUGAUUCAGUUUCCAAAAUGAUGAAUUAUAAACAGCCCGUGACAUAUUAACAACUCUUUGAAUGAAUUAUAAAUGGGUUAAGCUUUAAAUCAUUUUGUUGCAUUUUAGUUUUAUUUUUUGGUUUAGAACUCGAAACUCGAUGAUGUAGAGCAUAUUGUAUUAGUCAGCUGCACGAUUGUCUAUCCAGAAGGGCUCGCCAAAUUUUUAGUUUUUUUUUUUUUUUGGCCAAAAUCAAGCAAUAUUUCUAGGACCAGAAGAUCGCCUCUUUUAUACAGAGGGUUUGAUUGGGAGGCUGAUCAAUCUUUUUUCUCGAGGAUUAAAGAUUAUUUGGUUAGAGAUAUAGGAGGGAGAGGGGAAGGGAGAGAUAGGAGAUGGUAGACGAAUUGAAGCAGAGCCAGAAUCUAUGGUUGAAUACUGCAGCGCAGUCCUCAAGCAUAGUUGACAUCGAAGCAUUUCAGCCUCAGGAACAUCAACUGCAACAUUCCACGACUAUCUCUGAUGGCAAGAUGGACUUCUUUGAGAGAGCAUUCUCUGCUGCAGGAGCUGCUGUUUUCUCGGCUAUUCUUGUCAACCCUCUUGAUGUUGCCAAGACAAGAUUGCAAGCACAGGCGGCCGGGGUUCCAUACUCACAUCCACUAAGUAACCUUACAAGUCGCAUGGCAGUGUUUGGACCAAACAUGAUGUUUGCAGAUUUAAGAUGUUCUCCUUCAUGCACUCGUGCUGGUGUCCAUGGUACGGUAUCAAUAUGCCCACCUGAUUGCUUCCACUAUAAAGGGACCUUGGAUGUGUUUUAUAAAAUAAUCCGACAGGAAGGAAUUGCCAGGCUAUGGAGAGGAACAAAUGCAGGAUUAGCGUUGGCUGUACCAACAGUUGGGAUCUAUCUUCCUUGCUAUGAUAUUUUCCGCAAUCAGUUAGAGGAAUUCACUUCGCAGAAUGCGCCAAGCCUUACAUUAUAUGCACCAUUAGUAGCAGGUUCAUUAGCACGGUCAUUGGCUUGCAUAAGUUGUUAUCCUAUCGAACUUGCUAAAACGCGGAUGCAGGCAUUCAAGGAUACCCACAUUACCAAGAAGCCUCCAGGAAUUUGGAAGACUUUAAUUGAGCUUAUCUCCAAUGUCAAGAGCACUCCUAAUAACCAGAGCUUACAAAGCUACCGUGUGUUGUGGACUGGCCUUGGUGCUCAGCUUGCACGUGAUGUUCCUUUCUCCGCAAUCUGCUGGUCAACACUUGAGCCGGUAAGGAGGAGGCUUCUUGGUUUGAUGCAAGAUGAUGCUAAUGUUGUGAGUGUCCUUGGGGCAAACUUUUCCGCUGGUUUUGUUGCCGGAAGCCUUGCUGCUGGUGCUACAUGUCCUCUUGAUGUUGCAAAAACACGAAGACAAAUUGAGAAGGAUCCUGUCAGGGCACUAAGGAUGACCACUAGACAAACACUGCUGGAGGUUUGGAGAGAUUGGGGAAUUAAAGGACUGUUUACUGGUGUGGGUCCUCGUGUUGCUCGUGCUGGCCCUUCAGUUGGAAUUGUGGUUUCAUUCUAUGAAGUCGUUAAAUAUGUUUUUCAUCGACAGUAUGCCAUUGAAGUGUAACAUGCAGAGAACAAUCCUAUUUAUCAUUUGAAGGUUGGUUCUCCGCUGUUGAAAGAGCGUAGUUGCUGACUUAUUUGAAGCUAACUCCCUAAGACGUUACAGGCAGUUUUGGUGAUAUGUUAGAUCGUCCAACCUGCGAAUGCCACAAAUAAUUUAUCUCCUCAGUUAUGUUUCUACCUUCUUGGGUGGUUUAGGAACUGAUAUGAUAUUUUGUAAAAAAAAAUUUUGGCCGGUUAGCAGGUUUCUCUUGGGAUUCAUAAACAUCUCAGUUAGCAGGAAACAUAUUUUUCUGUCUUGCGUCUUCAAUGGGGAUCCGGGCUUGGGAAAAUUUUUUUUAUUUGUUCCAACUAAUUGAGCUGUGGAAGUUUACUAUGUAAUGGAGGGAUUAGUUGGAUUCCAUUAUGAGACGUGGGGAGUCCCCAAUUUCCCGCCUCGACCCUACUUGAAAUUGAACUAAAGCAUAAAAGCAUCCAUCAAUACAGUUGGAUGCUAUUGACGCUUCGUAUGGGAGAGGCUAUUAAAA
This is a messenger RNA of Coffea eugenioides, 2238 nucleotides long. RefSeq names its product mitochondrial carrier protein MTM1. Bases 510 to 1715 code for a protein of 401 amino acids. The transcript has 11 exons. Lineage: Eukaryota; Viridiplantae; Streptophyta; Magnoliopsida; Gentianales; Rubiaceae. The record is from RefSeq and is a predicted model, not a curated record. Gene Ontology annotation, biological process: mitochondrial transmembrane transport.